CCACACGCAAUUUACAUUUCCGCUGCUUACCCGUCAUGCAAAUUGCCUUCGCCGUUGCUGGUUUGGUCGCGUCCGCUGCGUAUACCACCUCCCACGUGCACCCUCGUCAUGCUGCUGUGGCUUCCACUUUCUGCACCAAUGUGAGCGUCGUGGACGAUGCCACGUAUUGCGUGCGAUCUGCGGCGCUCAAGGCAAGGCAUGCCCGAAGAGGGGCGACGUCGCCGUCGUGCACUGCCUCCACAUCCUGUUGAGUUUUGUGCGCGCGACUUCCAAGUGCGUCGAAUGGGACAUGCGAAAGGAUCCUGAUGCCGUGUCUGAGGACGAAUAG
Molecule: messenger RNA, 328 nt
Organism: Aphanomyces astaci
Lineage: Eukaryota; Oomycota; Saprolegniomycetes; Saprolegniales; Verrucalvaceae
Exons: 1
Source: RefSeq, a predicted model, not a curated record